AAUGAGAAUGGAAAUGGCAUUAGGGAAGGGAAGAAGGAAGGGAGCGCGUUGAACAUUAAUGUGUAGUUGUUCAAAAGGGAAUAAAGAGAGAGAAAGAGAGAGAGAUGGCAUGUGGUGGGCUUUGAGCUGUGAUUUAGCUGCACCACCACCACCAUUAGCACCACAGCCACCCAAAUCUCAACGCACCUACUGCUACUGCUACUACUACUACCGCCUUCAACGCCUCCGCAAUUUGUUCCCAGAUCUCUGCUGUUUGGCGGUCGCAUUCUGCGUCGGAGUAUAUUUUUUGUGUGCUUUUUUCAGGUGCGAAGGCGGAUAGGGCUGGAGAUAAAUGUCUGCUGUGAGAUGAAGCAGAGGAGUUCGUUUACCUGCGUUUUGUGGCGGUGCUCGAGGAGCGUUUUGUUGGUGUUCGCUUUGUUUUUGCUGGUUCUGCGCUCGGCUGAUGCUACGCAGUUCCAAAUCGGGAGCAAUGGCGGACCGCUGACGGAAGCCGAAGUGAAAUACAUCACGAAAAGGCAGCUGCUGUACUAUCUGGAUGAGUUUGGGGACAGAGGCGAGAAUGUGAGCGUCGAUCCUUCUCUGGUGUUCGAGAACCCUAGGCUCCGAUCUGCUUACAUUGCUCUGCAAGCUUGGAAGAAGGCUAUUCUCUCGGAUCCGAGGAAUCUCACCCUCGAUUGGGUCGGAUCUAAUGUUUGCAGCUACACUGGAAUCUACUGUAGCCCCGCCCUCGACGAUCCUUCCGUCCGCACCGUCGCUGGAAUUGACCUCAACCAUGGCGACAUCGCCGGGUAUCUUCCGGAGGAGCUCGGCCUCCUCACAGAUCUCGGACUGUUUCACAUCAAUUCCAACCGUUUCUGCGGCAAGGUCCCCGAGAAGUUCAGGAAAUUGAAGAUACUGUUCGAGCUUGACUUGAGCAACAACAGAUUCGCAGGCAAGUUUCCUUACGUUGUUCUGAGCUUACCUAAGCUAAUCUAUUUGGAUAUUCGGUACAACGAGUUUGAAGGAACGGUUCCGUCAGAGCUCUUUGACAAGCCUCUGGAUGCUAUAUUCAUCAACCACAACAGAUUUGCCUUUGAAUUGCCUGACAAUUUCGGCAACUCGCCGGUUUCCGUCAUUGUGUUGGCGAACAACAAGUUCCACGGCUGUGUUCCGGCUAGCCUCGGCAACAUGAGUAAUCUGAACGAGAUUAUCCUCAUGAACAAUGGAUUGAUGGCGUGUUUGCCGCCGGAGAUUGGGAUGUUGAAGAAUGUGACGGUGUUUGAUGUCAGCCAUAACAAAUUGUUGGGAUCGUUGCCGGAUUCGAUCGGCGGAAUGGUCAGCUUGGAGCAGCUUAAUGUGGCGUAUAAUUUCCUAUCGGGAACUAUUCCACAGAGCAUAUGUUCGUUGCCGAGGCUCGAGAAUUUCACGUUCUCGAAUAACUUCUUCACCGGCGAGCCGCCGGCGUGCUUGGCUCUGCCGGCGAUCGAUGACCGCGUGAACUGCUUGCCGAACAGGCCUGUGCAGCGCUCGCCUCGGCAGUGUCAGAAUUUCUUGUCUAAGAAAAUCCACUGCGGUGCAUUCCGGUGCCAUCGGUUCAUUCCUACACUUCCACCCCCACCGCCUCCUUCGCCGCCACCGCCGCCGCCUGUUUAUUCCCCGCCCCCACCACCGCCUGUUUAUUCCCCGCCCCCACCGCCGCCUGUUUACUCGCCACCUCCACCUCCUCCACCGCCUCCGCCGCCGCCUCCACCACCGCCUUCUCCCCCGCCCCCAUCGCCUCCUCCACCGCCUCCACCCUCUCCUCCCCCGCCUUCACCGCCUCCGCCAUCACCCCCUCCGCCUGUCUACUCUCCCCCACCACCUCCACCUCCUCCGCCGCCUGUUUCCUCACCACCACCACCACCACCUCCUCCACCAUCUCCUGAACCUUACUACCCUCCCUGCAUCCGCUCACCCCCUCCGCCCUCUCCGCCCCCUCCAACUCACCCGCCACCCCCUCCGCCUCUAAAUUCACCCCCUCCCCCACCCCCACCACCACCACCACUUCCCUAUCCCUAUUACUCCCCUCCGCCGCCUGUUCACUCCCCACCUCCUCCGACGCACUCCCCCCCACCUCCACCACCACAUUCACCUCCUCCACCGCCAGUCCACGUCUACCCUUCACCGCCCCCACCAGUCCACUCUCCACCUCCGCCAACCUUCUCCCCACCGCCACCACCAACAUCGCCACCCCCACCCCCACCCUGUAUAGAACCACCGCCGCCGCCUCCUCCACCUUGUAUAGAGCCACCUCCGCCUCCUCCAUCUCCACCCCCAUGUGAAGAACACUCACCUCCUCCCCCCUCACCAUACGUACACAAAUCCCCAUCACCACCCCCACCCCCACCAUACAUUUACAAUUCUCCGCCGCCACCAUCCCCAUCUCCACCACCCACUCCAAUAUACUACGGACCACCCCUGCCUCCUGUAGUCGGGGUCUCAUACGCCUCUCCUCCUCCCCCACCCUUGUAUUGAUUCUUUUGAGGAUCUUCCUCCAAAACCAUUCCAUUCCAUUCCAUUUCAAAUCAGCAGACCAAAACUCCCCCACAUCAAUCUAGAAACAAAGAAAAGAAGAAAGAAAACAGGUACCGGACUGCCCAUUACUUUGUAUUAUUAUAUAAUUAUAAUUAUUAUUUUACUUACGACCUUACUUUCAGUCAGUCUCUCUCUCUCUCUCUCUCUUUCUCUGUGGCAUUCUUGAUUCUCAUCGGUGGGGAUGAGUCAGAAACCCAAAAUUCAUAUAUGAUCUACAAUCAAAUCCAAUUUGGGAUUGGAUUUGAUUUGAUUUGAUUUGAUUUGACGAUGAGAGCAUUUGUGCCCGGAAUUGGAUUAAAAAAAAUAUGUAUGAGGUAAUUUAUUUUGAGUUUGUUGCCUUCCCUGCCAUGGCGGAAGCAACUGCAAGUAUAGAUAAAGUGGGCAAUUGCAAGAUCAAAGGAUAGGGAUGAAUUAAAAUAGUAGAAUUUUCAUUUUCCUCCUCGAAUAUUAUCGAUCAUUGUUACUGUAAUGUUUGGAUUUGAUUUCUUCUGGGCGACGAUGAUGUUGAUGGUGCAGAGUUUAAUUUGUGAAAAAUAAAGUAGGAAGGAUUGAUUAGCAGGAAGGCGACUAUGAAUGUGACUGUGACUCUCUCUCUCUCUCUCUGUCUCUCUGUAUGUAUGAAGAUGAUAGAUAAUCAGAGGGCCAGAGUGUGGCUUGGCUUC
Andrographis paniculata is the source of this 3215-nucleotide messenger RNA. RefSeq names its product leucine-rich repeat extensin-like protein 4. The coding region runs from base 346 to 2493 and encodes 715 amino acids. Gene Ontology annotation, molecular function: protein binding. Lineage: Eukaryota; Viridiplantae; Streptophyta; Magnoliopsida; Lamiales; Acanthaceae. The transcript has 2 exons. The record is from RefSeq and is a predicted model, not a curated record.